UAGUGGGUGUUCAUUGUAUAGCAAUACACCUGAUAUUUCGACCACUAUACAAGCUCGACGCUCUCCUCCCCCCUCUCCAUUUACUAGUGCACAUGCCACAGUAUUCCAUAAGUCUCCUGCCCCUGGGCUCGAACCUAUCAUCUAUCUUAGGGAACUAUCGUACCCAGAUCUUUACGAGAUCCACAGAGGUACCACUCUGGCGCAGUGGGACAACGUUGUAACCAAUCCGGUUGCCAAAGAGGAGACAGAGCAAUUAGAGCAGAAGAGGAGCAGGAAGAGACGCCUUACAGAGGAUAACAUGGCUUACCAAGGUGUUGAUUUGACCUCUGAGGCAGGCCAAGUCUCUACCUCCAUCUCCUGGCAUGACCCUCAUCCAAUAUUUGUUAUCAUCCUUGUCGGACCUGAUGAGAUUCCUUUCGGCAUCCAAAAGGACCUUCUUUGUGCCCAGUGCCCAUACUACCGACAGGAGUUUGCUAAGGAUCCCCAGAUCAACAAAGUCGAACACCUGAUCAAGCUUGCGGACACUGAUGUCAGCACCUUUGGCUGUUUCCAGAAUUUCAUUUACACCGGUAAGGUCUGGGACAAGGAUGGUGGAAAGGAGAUCCCGGACUACACAGUUCUUAUGGGGGUUUGGAAACUGGCGACUCAAUUGCAGAUGGCUCCUUUGAGAGUUGCUGUCCUGAAUGCCAUGGCUGAGCGACGCCGGUUGACCUCGAGUAUUCCUGGUACUCCGCUCCUGAUUCAGGCUUGGAAGGAAACGGAGGAGGGUAGUGGGCUUCGCAAGAUGCUUAUUAGUUGGGCUGCAGAACAUAUGCGUGCCACCCCCGAUAUUCGCAGCGCCUUUGCCAAAUCACUCCCACAAGAGAUCCUCAGCGAGCUCGUUGUUGUAAUGAGUGAUCUCCCAGCCGGGCCAAGCGCAGCCCCUACAUCUCAACCUCUCAAGCAUCAACUCGACGCCGAUCCAGAGCAAGCUCGAAAUCCCAACAAGCGUGUUCGACGGUCCGCAGCCGACCUUGAUAUUGGCUCUGUCGAGAACCCCGAAGUCAAGCCAAGCAUCCGAAAGAUAGGCCAUAAAUCCGAUCCCGCGCGCCGCAACAGCCGUCGGGUCUCCGGGCCCGCCCCCGUCCUGACUCCCGAACAGGAGAUGGAUUUCUGCCGCGGCCUCAUCGAGCGCAUGAUCCGCGGCCCCGGCUUCUGGACGCGUCUCGUCGGCCCAUUCAAGAACCCCGUCGACCCCGUCGCGGACAACAUGCCCAACUACUUCGACGUCGUCAAGCACCCCAUGGAUCUCAACACCAUCAGGACCAAGAUGAGUAACGGCGCCUAUGCGACAGCGAGGGAGUUCGAGGCGGAUGUCCGACUCAUCUUUCAGAAUUGCUACGAGUACUGGACGCAAGAUGAUCCGAUCUGGAAGAUGUGUCAGGAUUUCGAGAAUUACUUUAAUACGCAGUGGGCUGAGAGACAUGAGUACCGGGGCCCUAAGAAUAAAGUCAAGCCUGAGUUCUUGGAGUAGGAAACUCAAGAACGGGGGGGGUGAAAAGUCUCUUGACUUAUUGCUGCUUCUUCAUCCGCUCUUUUUGAGAGCCUUCUUUUACAGUCUGGCAAGCAUUAGCAAUGGCGUUUUGGCGCGUGCUCUUCAUGAACACAUAUUGGGGUUUGCAUCUUUAUAUCUCCUUUUUUUUCCCCUCGCUUUGGGUUUGAGCUCAUGCUGUAUGUAGCUGGGCAUAGGGAGAUGGAUGGGUUUUACGAAGGAGUAUACAUACAUAGGUAAGGUAGGCAUGGGAUGGGAUGGGAUGGGAUGGGAUGGGAUGGUUUGGCUUGGCUUGGCUUGGUCCCUGUACUAUUGCAUAUAUUAAUCCAGUGUAUAACUAUUCUAUUCUAAGGGGUAAGGGGGUAGAUUUUGAGACAGGUU
Amorphotheca resinae ATCC 22711 is the source of this 1912-nucleotide messenger RNA. RefSeq lists its product as hypothetical. The transcript has 3 exons. The record is from RefSeq and is a predicted model, not a curated record. Bases 299 to 1513 code for a protein of 404 amino acids. Lineage: Eukaryota; Fungi; Ascomycota; Leotiomycetes; Helotiales; Amorphothecaceae. Gene Ontology annotation, biological process: chromatin remodeling; regulation of DNA-templated transcription. Gene Ontology annotation, cellular component: nucleus; chromatin.